This is a messenger RNA of Danio rerio (zebrafish), 2729 nucleotides long. RefSeq names its product argonaute RISC component 4 (gene ago4). Gene Ontology annotation, molecular function: miRNA binding; RNA binding; nucleic acid binding. Gene Ontology annotation, biological process: miRNA-mediated gene silencing by inhibition of translation. The record is from RefSeq and is marked validated. NCBI's taxonomy places the organism in Eukaryota, Metazoa, Chordata, Actinopteri, Cypriniformes, Danionidae. Gene Ontology annotation, cellular component: P-body; RISC complex.
CACAUCUACGCAUCCCUUCCAUUUCUUAAAUUAGCCACCUUAAGCUUCGAGAUACCGCCCCCAAUUUCAGUGUCGGUACGGAGCCGCCAGGCCGGGACAGAGACGGAGAGAGAGCCCUCGGCCAUGGAAGCGCUCGGACCCGGCCCGCCUGCCCCUACCUCCCUCUUCCAGCCACCGCGCCGGCCCGGCUUGGGUACGGUGGGGAAGCCGAUUCGCCUGCUGGCCAAUCACUUCCAGGUGCAGAUCCCCAAGAUCGACGUCUACCAUUAUGACAUCGACAUCAAACCUGAAAAACGGCCCCGCAGGGUCAACAGAGAGGUGGUGGACACAAUGGUUAGACAUUUUAAGAUGCAGAUCUUUGGGGACCGGCAGCCUGGAUAUGAUGGAAAGAGGAACAUGUACACGGCACAUCCGCUACCCAUCGGGAGGGACAGGGUGGAUCUGGAGGUGACGCUGCCGGGUGAAGGGAAGGAUCAGACUUUUAAGGUGUCUCUGCAGUGGGUGUCGGUGGUCAGUCUGCAGAUGCUACUGGAAGCUCUGUCUGGUCACCUGAACGAGGUGCCGGAGGAUUCAGUUCAGGCUCUGGACGUCAUCACUCGUCACCUGCCUUCCAUGCGGUACACUCCAGUAGGCCGGUCCUUCUUCUCUCCACCAGAGGGCUACUAUCAUCCACUGGGAGGAGGGAGGGAGGUGUGGUUCGGUUUCCAUCAGUCUGUCCGUCCUGCCAUGUGGAACAUGAUGCUCAACAUAGAUGUGUCAGCAACAGCGUUUUACAGAGCUCAGCCUGUCAUCGAAUUCAUGUGUGAGGUUUUGGACAUCCAGAACAUCAACGAGCAGACCAAACCCCUCACAGAUUCACAACGUGUCAAGUUCACCAAGGAGAUCCGAGGACUGAAAGUGGAGGUCACACACUGCGGCCAGAUGAAGAGGAAGUACCGUGUGUGUAAUGUCACGCGCCGCCCAGCCAGUCAUCAGACGUUUCCUUUGCAGCUUGAGAAUGGACAAGCUAUGGAGUGCACCGUUGCCCAGUAUUUCAAACAAAAGUACAGCCUGCAGCUCAAAUACCCCCACCUGCCCUGCCUCCAGGUGGGACAGGAGCAGAAGCACACGUACCUUCCCCUGGAGGUUUGUAAUAUAGUGGCAGGACAGCGCUGCAUAAAGAAACUAACAGAUAAUCAGACCUCCACCAUGAUCAAAGCUACGGCCCGCUCAGCCCCAGACAGACAGGAGGAGAUCAGCCGACUGGUCAAAAGCAACAGUAUGGUUGGCGGGCCCGACCCUUAUCUGAAAGAGUUUGGCAUUGUGGUGCACAAUGACAUGACCGAGGUGACAGGGCGGGUCCUCCCAGCGCCCAUGCUGCAGUAUGGGGGCCGGAAUAAGACGGUGGCCACACCCAACCAGGGCGUCUGGGACAUGAGGGGGAAGCAGUUUUAUGCCGGAAUAGAGAUCAAGGUUUGGGCCGUGGCCUGCUUCGCCCCUCAGAAACAAUGCAGAGAGGACCUGCUCAAGAGUUUCACUGACCAGCUGCGCAAGAUUUCCAAGGAUGCUGGGAUGCCGAUCCAAGGCCAGCCGUGCUUCUGCAAAUACGCCCAGGGUGCAGACAGUGUGGAGCCCAUGUUCAAGCAUCUCAAGAUGUCUUACGUGGGCCUGCAGCUCAUCGUGGUCAUCCUGCCCGGAAAAACACCUGUCUAUGCGGAGGUGAAGCGUGUGGGAGACACUCUCCUGGGAAUGGCCACUCAGUGUGUUCAGGUGAAGAACGUGGUAAAAACGUCUCCUCAGACGCUCUCCAACCUCUGUCUGAAGAUCAACGCCAAACUAGGAGGCAUCAACAAUGUGCUGGUGCCACAUCAGAGGCCUUCUGUGUUCCAGCAGCCGGUGAUCUUCUUGGGUGCGGAUGUCACUCACCCUCCAGCGGGCGAUGGGAAGAAGCCGUCCAUCGCUGCAGUGGUAGGCAGUAUGGACGGACACCCGAGCCGAUACUGCGCCACCGUACGGGUGCAAACGUCCCGCCAGGAUCUGUCCCAGGAGCAGCUCUUCAGCCAGGAGGUCAUCCAGGAUCUCACCAACAUGGUGCGCGAGCUGCUCAUUCAGUUCUACAAAUCCACCCGAUUCAAGCCCACGCGCAUUAUCUACUACCGCGGAGGAGUUUCUGAGGGCCAGAUGAAGCAGGUGGCGUGGCCAGAGCUGAUCGCCAUCAGGAAAGCCUGCAUCAGUCUAGAAGAGGAUUACAGGCCGGGAAUCACAUACAUCGUAGUGCAGAAACGCCACCACACUCGACUCUUCUGCUCCGACAAAGCCGAGAGGGUUGGGAAGAGUGGCAACGUCCCAGCAGGCACUACGGUGGACAGCACCAUCACACACCCCUCAGAGUUUGACUUCUACCUGUGCAGCCAUGCUGGCAUCCAGGGCACCAGCCGUCCCUCUCACUAUCACGUGUUGUGGGACGACAACUGUUUCACCGCUGACGAGCUCCAGCUUUUGACCUAUCAGCUCUGCCACACUUAUGUGCGCUGCACCCGCUCCGUCUCCAUCCCCGCGCCAGCUUACUAUGCCCGGCUAGUGGCCUUCCGUGCACGCUAUCAUUUAGUGGACAAAGACCAUGACAGUGCUGAAGGCAGUCACGUAUCAGGACAGAGCAACGGUCGAGACCCGCAGGCGCUGGCGAAAGCUGUGCAGAUUCACUACGACACACAGCACACCAUGUACUUCGCCUGACCACAGCCAGCAGG